AUGCCCCGCCGGACGAAAGCUAGCUCAGUCGGGUCCCGCGGGGAGGCGGCGCGGCACGCCGAGGAGCUGCUGGCGGAGGUCGAGGCGGAGAAGCGCGCCAAGGGCAAGAAGGGCAAGAAGAAGAAGAAGAAGGGCGGCGGGAGUGGCAGCGCUGGGCCGUCGCAGGAGAAAGAGGCGCCGGCGGAGGCAGCCGCAGCCAAGCCCGCGCCGUUGGACAGGGAGGGGCUGCUCCGGCUUCUCGCGGAGCUCCACGAGGACAGGAUCCGGUUCGGCAUCACGGCGGAGACGUCGGUCGAGGGGGCCAGGGCGCGGGAGGCGGCCUAG
Molecule: messenger RNA, 324 nt
Organism: Emiliania huxleyi CCMP1516
Lineage: Eukaryota; Haptophyta; Isochrysidales; Noelaerhabdaceae
Exons: 3
Coding region: 1-324 (107 amino acids)
Source: RefSeq, a predicted model, not a curated record